AUGAGCGAGGAGGCGGGGCGUUGCUACGGAAGCCCUAGGGGCGGGGCUACGGCUGAAAGCAGCAUUCUGAUUGGGCUAGAGGGUGUGUCACUCAGCAUUCCCGCGCUUUCAUUGGAUUUCUGUCCUGCCCUCACGGUGGGUGCUGACCCCAGGUGGCCGCUCUGGCUCUCCCUGUGCCUCGGCGCCUCGCUCGCCGUCGACCGCGGCAACUUCAAGACCUGCGAGCAGAGCGGCUUCUGCAGGCGGCAGCGGCGGAUCCAGCCCGGGAGCUCCCCGUACCGGGCACUGCUGGGCUCCCUGGAGCUCGGCCCCGACGUGGCCAGGAUCCAGCUGGUCAACGAGGCCACGCAGGUGCCGCUGCUGCUGGAGGUGUGGGGGCUCACCGGGAACGUGACUCGCCUGCGCAUCCAGGAGCUGGCCCCGCUGCGACCCCGCUACCAGGUGCCCGACGUGCUGCUGGGAGAGCCACCUGCUGAGAGGCUGGAGGUGACAGGCCGUGACGAGGGCACGCUGGAGCUGUCCCUGGGCCCCGGGGGCCACCGGCUGCUGGUGACAGAGCGGCCGUUCCGCCUGGACCUGCUGCGGCACCGCGAGCUGCUCUGCAGCGUCAACGCCCGCGGCCUCCUCGUCUUCGAGCACCAGCGGCGCCGCCGGGACUCGGACCCCCCCAAGGACCCCCCGGGCGAGGAGGGGGCGGCGCAGGAGGGGCCCGAGGACGGCGCUGGCAGCACCCAGAGCGAGAAGCCCGCGGAGCCCCCGGCAGAGCCCGAGGAGGAGCCGGGGACGUGGGAGGAGACAUUCAAGACACACACGGACAGCAAACCCUACGGACCCACCUCGGUGGGGUUGGAUUUCUCCCUGCCUGGAUUUGAGCACGUGUACGGCAUCCCCGAGCACGCCGACAGCCUGCGGCUGCGGCCCACCGAGGGGGGUGACCCGUACCGCCUGUACAACCUGGACGUGUUCCAGUACGAGGUGUUCACGCCCAUGGCUCUGUACGGCUCCGUGCCGCUGCUGCUCGCCCACCGGCCCCGCCUCAGCCUCGGCCUCUUCUGGCUCAACGCCGCCGAGACCUGGGUGGACAUCGGCUCCAACACGGCCGGCAAG
Pyrgilauda ruficollis (rufous-necked snowfinch) is the source of this 1107-nucleotide messenger RNA. RefSeq names its product neutral alpha-glucosidase AB-like. The record is from RefSeq and is a predicted model, not a curated record. Lineage: Eukaryota; Metazoa; Chordata; Aves; Passeriformes; Passeridae. Gene Ontology annotation, biological process: carbohydrate metabolic process; N-glycan processing. Gene Ontology annotation, cellular component: glucosidase II complex. The transcript is spliced from 10 exons. The annotation marks the transcript as partial. Gene Ontology annotation, molecular function: carbohydrate binding; glucan 1,3-alpha-glucosidase activity.